AUGCGAGGGAAGCAUAUGUGUGAUCGUUCCCAGGAAUACCCUAACUGCCAGUACCUAUGCAAACUCUGUUCAGUCCACAUUGAAAAUGUCCAAGGAGCUCAUAAGCAUAUUAAAGAAAAACGUCAUAAGAAAAAUAUCUUGGAAAAGCAGGAAGAAAAUGAACUUCGUGGUCUGCCAGGACCGUCUGCAACUCAUCUGGCUGCCUUGAGUGUAGCAGUAAAUGAAACUGCAAAACAACAGGGAAUAUCAGAAGAGGAUUUCCAAGUCAGACAGGAGAUUGUAAAUCAGAUGGAGAAAAUCAUUCAGUUGAAGUUACCAGAGUGCACUUUGAGAAUAUAUGGCUCAUCCCUAACCAGAUUUGGUUUUAACACAAGUGACAUCAACAUUGACGUAUGUUUUCCAUCCACGUUGAGUCAACCAGAUGUUCUCAUACAAGUCCUUGAAACUUUGAAGAACUGCUCAUUGUAUGCUGAUGUUUUCUGUGACAGAUUGGGCAAACUUCCAAUUGUUUGCUGCAGGUGCUUGGAAAGUGGUUUGACAUGUAAAGUUAGUGCUGGAAAUGAUGUGGCUUGGCGUACAACAACUCUGCUGACAGCGCUAGGCAGACUGGAACCCACCCUGAGGCCGUUGGUGCUAGCAUUCCGUUAUUGGGCUAAGCUUUGCCACACUGACUGCCAGGCAGAAGGUGGAAUCCCAUCAUACUCCUUUGUUUUGAUGGUGAUAUUUUUCCUUCAGCAAAGAACCCCAAAAAUUCUUCCUGCUUACCUAGGCAGUUGGAUUGAAGGGUUUGACUUGAAGCGAGUGGAUGACUAUUACCUUAAAGGAAUUGAGGAUGACACGUACCUACUUUGGGAAUAUCAUCCUUCUAAUUGCAGAGAGGGGAAGAAGUCUAAUGGUAAUGAGGGUAGAUCCAGAGGUAAUCAUCGAAAAAUUGGAACUAAAGAAGCAGAAUGCUCAGAAUCUGACAACUACAAUACAUCAUCUAAAGAAAAGCAGGGCAGAUCUUCACUGAUUUUUGAAACAUCACAUGAGGUAUCCCUAGGACAGCUGUGGUUAGAGCUGCUGCGGUUUUAUACACUGGAAUUUGCAAUGGAAGAACAUGUCAUCAGCAUACGGGUAACAGACCACGUAACUAGAGAGAUCAAAGGCUGGCCUAAAAGGAGAAUAGCCGUUGAAGAUCCAUUUGCACUAAAGAGGAAUAUAGCCCGAAGCCUGAACAGCCAGAUGGUAUUUGAAUAUAUUUUAGAGCGAUUCAGGACAGCUUAUAAAUACUUUGCCUGUCCCCAAACAAAAAAUGGGAUCAAGUCCAAAUAUGAGAUGAAAAAUGAUAAAGGAAACCUAAACAGCAAGAAAAUGUUAAAAGCUAAUGUGAAUAUUGCAGACUGCUGCCCAGCUGAGGAAGAAAAGCAGGUGGACAGUUUAGCAGUAGAUAGUCAGAGCGUAACAGAUGCCAUCGACUUGGCUGAAUGUAGCCAAACAAAAUGUUCACCAACAGGCAAAAACAGUAAAUGUUUCUGUCAUAGUGCAAGUAUAACUAAAAACAAGGUAUGUGAUGCAUGUUGGUACUGUGAAGUACCAGCAGACUCUAUUAUGCCAUCAGCAUGUUUACAAGAUUAUGAAAGCUGCUUCAUUGACCAAGAGCUACAGAGUGUUAAUCAUGUUGAUAGGAAGUUGAGUGAUGCUGCAAAACAUAGCCAGUUAACUGUGAAUAAAAGUGAACACGCUGGUAAUGUUACUACGAACGUGGAGCUGUUUGCAGCAGAACUUAGCCAAGUGGAUGUGUGUAAAAGUGAUCAGAUUUCAGUCACAUGCUCAGAAGAGGAGAGGUGUGCAAGUAUACACAAAGCUUCUACCUCACGCAACCACACAGUACUUCUGCAGCCUCCUUGUGGUGAAGAAGUUGAAAUUGCCAAUGAAGAGCUAUAUUAUGUGUUUGAUAAAUUUAUUUUGACUUCUGGAAAGCCUCCAACUAUUGUAUGCAGUAUCUGUAAACGAGAUGGCCAUUCAAACACUCACUGUCCUGAAGAUUUCAAGAAGGUUGACUUGAAACCACUCCCUCCCAUGACAAAGCGAUUUAAGGAAAUACUAGAUCAUUUAUGCAAACUCUGUUAUGAUGAACUGGCACCAACCUUUUUUGAACAACAAGGCAGAGAACAAAUCGUGACAAGUUUAGAAAGAUUUAUUCGAAAGGAAUUCAGUGAAAAGGCAAGACUCUGCCUUUUUGGGUCAUCAAAAAAUGGCUUUGGAUUCCAUGACAGUGAUUUAGAUAUAUGCAUGACUUUGGAAGGACAUGAGACUGCAGAGAAAUUAAAUUGUAAAGAAAUAAUUGAAGGACUGGCAAAAAUUCUGAGGAGACAUCCAGGUUUAAGAAACAUCUUGCCUAUAACAACAGCAAAAGUGCCUAUUGUGAAGUUUGAACACAGACAGAGUGGGCUUGAAGGAGAUAUCAGUUUGUAUAAUACCUUGGCACAGCAUAAUACAAGAAUGCUGGCAAUGUAUGCAGCUAUUGAUCCCAGAGUAAAGUACUUGGGGUACACAAUGAAAGUCUUUGCUAAGCGUUGUGAUAUUGGUGAUGCUUCCAGAGGAAGCUUAUCCUCUUAUGCUUACAUCCUUAUGGUAUUGUAUUUUCUACAACAGAGAAAGCCACCUGUCAUCCCAGUUCUACAAGAGAUCUUUGAUGGAGAAGAGGUUCCGCUGAGAAUAAUAGAUGGAUGGAAUGCAUUCUUCUGCGACAGCGUUAUGGAAGUGAAGAAGCAUUUGCUUGAGUUUGGGAAGAACUCCGAGUCCAUUGGUGAACUCUGGUUAGGCUUACUUCGGUUUUACACGGAAGAGUUUAAUUUUAAGGAACAUGUGAUAAGCAUCAGACAAAAGAAACUCUUGACAACAUUUGAGAAACAGUGGACAUCAAAGUGCAUCGCCAUCGAAGAUCCUUUUGAUUUGAAUCAUAAUCUUGGUGCUGGAGUAUCAAGAAAAAUGACUAAUUUCAUUAUGAAGGCAUUCAUCAAUGGACGGAAGUUGUUUGGAACACCAUUCUACCCACUACCUGGAAGAGAAGCAGCCUACUUCUUUGAUUCAAAAGUAUUGACUGAUGGGGAAUUGGCUCCUAAUGAUCGAUGCUGUCGUAUUUGUGGCAAGAUUGGCCACUACAUGAAAGAGUGUCCAAAAAGGAGACGAUUAAAGAGGAAAGAAAAUGGAAGAGAGGAAGAGAAGGACUUAAGAGAUGAUGAAAAGGAGCACAGAGAAAAGAGAUGUUUCACCUGUGGUGAUACUGGUCAUGUUCGGCGGGGCUGUCCUGAGUUCAAACAAAAUCGCUCAAAGAACAACUCCCAGGUGACGCAGCCCUCAGAAGACUUGCAGGUCAUUGCUGAUUCACAGACCCUUCCAACUAAUAAAGAGGAGCAGAAGCAGGAGGAGUCUACACAUGCUCAGAACUCUUCAGAAUGUGUAAGAUAUACUCAUCCAUUUCUUCAAAUUUCUUGUAAUGAACCUUUGCCUGAUGAUAUUAAGGCUAAAUUGAUGGCUGCUACUUUUGACAAUAAAAAUUUGUUUGGUUCUGCUGCUGAGCUUUUUACGUUCUUGCAAGAGAAAGACAAGGCCUUGCAAGAAUUGAAAUGUAUUUUUGUUUCCCCUGUUCCCAUAUUUCUGAGGAAUUAUCCUUCCAGGCCUGCCUUUUUAGAAACUCAGCAUUCACCUUCAGCUUCUCCUCCAGGUGAUUCACAGCAGCUCAUCCUGAAUUCCUCCUCAGCACCAUCUUCCACUAAUUCUCCAGCACAGCAAGUUACAGCUCAGCCCAAGCACAUCCAGCAGCAGCAGAUGCAGCCUUCACAGUCACUCAUCCAGGUCCAUGUCCCACUGAUUAAUUUUCCUCCUCUUCCUCACAGUCACUGUCCUACUUUGCACAACCUGAGAUUAUUCCAGCCACAUUUGCACCAUAUUGCACUACCCACUAACUCUUGGCCAAUGCACAGCACUGUUAACACUUCACAAGGCAGCCCAUCACCUGCUGGUAUUACUCUCUCUUUCAGGCCUAACAGCAGCAGCAACACAAGUCCCCCACAAGGGGGCAGUCCAAGUUUGAAUGAUCCUAGCAUUAUCUUUGCUCAGCCUGCUGUUAGGCCCAUGGGGAUCCCCAGCACUUCUCAGGAAGGAAGGUGGCACAAUGAUAUAAGACCAAAUUCACUGGUGGCAAAUGGGACAAUGGGAACUUCAGAUCCACAUUUCCUUGGACCAUUUGCCAAGCUGAACCCUGCAUCCAUGAACUGGGAAGCUACUCCUCGCUUUCCUAUUUUUCAGACACCAUGGCGGCCUUACAACCUUAACCAGAGUUUUAUACAACAGGGAAGUACUGGACAUCAGCAGAGCAAGCCUGUUUUUCAAGGUCCAGUCAUGCAGGCUACUCCAUAUGGACCAAUACUUUCUCAAGGGCACCUUCACAUGAACACAAAUAUGAACUUCAUUCAACAGAAAAAAUGAAGUAAAGCUAAAAGAAAAAGGAUCAAGUUUUGGUCUUUUAAUUUUAAAGAGCCAUUUUACCCUGAAAAUAUUAUUGUCAGACUUUUUUAUUGUUUUAUUUUGUACAUAGCUGUGUAGUUUUUACUGUGCUCCUGUAAUCAUGAUAAAUUGUGACACAGGGGAAAGACUAUUUUAAUACCCCAUUUUUGAAGGGGUUUGUUGUGUUUGUUUUAAAAUGAUAAAAUGUAAAAGAAGAGAGUUUAUAAUUUAAUUUCUUUAUUCAUAAACUCUGUUCAUACUCUGAUUGUGGUACACUUUGUUAUUCCAGGACAAAUUAAACAAAAUGGAAGUUUUCUUUCCAACAGACAUGAACAUAUUUUAUCAAGGCUCUAAGAUAAACAAUUGAGGAAUAUAAAUAUAUAUGUGUAUGGUUCCUUUUUUGUGGACUGCUCCGUAGCUCUUUUGAACUUCAUAAUUUUAUUGCUGUAUUUUCACAUGUAUGAUACAUUUAAUAUAAAUCAAUGAGACACUUCUGUCACUGAUUCUAAGGACAUCAGUAGACAAGAGGUGUUUUUUUCCAGUCAAA
This is a messenger RNA of Protopterus annectens (West African lungfish), 5038 nucleotides long. It is a transcript of the gene TUT4, whose product is annotated as terminal uridylyl transferase 4. The record is from RefSeq and is a predicted model, not a curated record. The transcript has 31 exons. Bases 1 to 4473 code for a protein of 1490 amino acids. NCBI's taxonomy places the organism in Eukaryota, Metazoa, Chordata, Ceratodontiformes, Protopteridae. Gene Ontology annotation, molecular function: nucleic acid binding; zinc ion binding; RNA uridylyltransferase activity.